AUGGGACCGAACUCGGAAGCCCAGGACGCGAGCGGAGUGAUUUUCCUGGACUGUGACGACUGCCUAUAUCAAAACGGCUGGGCCACAGCGGACAAGCUCACAGAGAGCAUCGCUGCGUACACCACCCGCCUGGGGGUCAGCAAGGCUCAGGCCUACGCUCUGUACAAAGAGCACGGAACCGCUCUGAGGGGCCUCUUGGCCCAAGGGCUCCUCGAUGCCGCGGGAGCGGAGAGGUACUUGCGAGAGGUACACGACAUAGAUUAUUCGGACAUCCAAGAAGAUGCUGCUCUGGAUGCCAUCUUGGGCCGGCUGAAAUGCGACUGGCCCGUCUGGAUAUUCACUGCCUCGACAGCAGAGCAUGCGCAGCGCUGUCUUCAGCGGCUGGGCCUCAGUUCCUUGCGGCUGUCCGGCAUCGUCGACACCCGAGCCUGCAAGCUGGAGACAAAGCAUUCUCCGGGCAGCUUCGAGGUGGCCAUGGCUGCGGCCGGGGACGUCAAGCCUCACCGGUGUGUUCUUUGUGACGACAGUCCGAAGAAUGUGCAUGCUGCCAAGUUGGCCGGCUGGCAAACAGUGCUGGUCGGCUUUCACAGCCGCGAGACGGGCGAGAAGGUUGUGUGCAAGGAGGCAGACUUCCACAUCGGUAGCUUACAUGGUCUGCCCGAUGUCCUUCCAGAGCUCUUCGUUUAG
Messenger RNA from Symbiodinium sp. CCMP2456, 687 nucleotides. NCBI's taxonomy places the organism in Eukaryota, Dinophyceae, Suessiales, Symbiodiniaceae. The record is from the annotation of a GenBank genome assembly.